Messenger RNA from Aspergillus mulundensis, 1089 nucleotides. RefSeq names its product adenosine deaminase (gene aah1). Gene Ontology annotation, molecular function: adenine deaminase activity. Gene Ontology annotation, cellular component: cytosol; nucleus. Gene Ontology annotation, biological process: adenine catabolic process; purine ribonucleoside monophosphate biosynthetic process; hypoxanthine salvage. The record is from RefSeq and is a predicted model, not a curated record. The coding region runs from base 1 to 1089 and encodes 362 amino acids. The transcript has a single exon. NCBI's taxonomy places the organism in Eukaryota, Fungi, Ascomycota, Eurotiomycetes, Eurotiales, Aspergillaceae.
AUGUGCCCCUCCGACGUCUCAACCCAAUGGCACGCCUUCCUCUCCGCCCUCCCAAAAUGCGAACACCACGUCCAUUUGGAAGGCUGCCUAGAGCCAGAUCUCAUCUUCACCCUAGCCUCAAAGAACAACGUCUCCCUCCCCUCACCCUCAGAAAACCCGGCGUACACCUCAAUCGAAACCCUCAGCGAGCGCUACGGCCACUUCAGCUCGCUAGACGACUUCCUCUCAUUCUACUUCAUCGGGAUGACGGUCCUCAAGACGCAAAGCGACUUCGCCGAGCUGGCGUGGACGUACUUCAAGCGCGCGCAUGAAGAAGGCGUGCACCAUGCCGAGGUCUUCUUCGACCCGCAGGUCCACCUGGAGCGCGGAGUUGCGUAUCGGACUGUCGUUGACGGCUAUGUGCAGGGGUGUAAGCGGGCGGAGAGUGAGCUGGGGAUCUCCACGCGUCUGAUUAUGUGCUUCCUCAAGCACCUGCCGCUGCAGUCUGCGCAGGAUCUUUAUCAUACGGCGCUGAAGGAAGGUGAUCUUGACUUUGAGGGGAGGGACCCCGUUAUUCACGGCCUGGGCGCAUCAAGCAGUGAGGUUGGGCCGCCGAAGGAUCUGUUCCGCCCGAUUUAUCUCUCUGCGAAGGAGAGGGGCAUCAAUUUGACGGCGCAUGCAGGGGAGGAGGGGGAUGCGAGCUAUAUUCUUGCGGCGCUGGAGAAGGGCGCGACGAGGAUCGACCAUGGGAUUCGGCUUGUUGAGGAUCCGGCGCUUAUGGAGAGGAUUGCGAGGGAGGAGGUGCUCCUGACGGUUUGUCCGGUGUCGAAUGUGCAGCUGAAGUGUGUGAAGAGUGUUGGGGAGGUGCCGAUCAGGAAGUUCCUUGAUGCCGGGGUGAGGUUUAGUAUCAACAGUGAUGAUCCUGCGUACUUUGGGGCGUAUAUCCUAGAGUGCUAUUGUGCGGUUCAGGAGGCGUUUGGCUUGAGUUUGGCGGAGUGGAAGACCAUUGCUGAGAAUGGAGUUAAGGGGAGCUGGAUUGGGGAGGAGAGGAAGAACGAGCUGUUGGGGAGGAUUGAUGAGUGCGUUAAGAGGUUUGAGGGUGUUUUAUAA